AUGUACUCUCCUCCCGAAGAGAUCGAGGCUGCCCUCAAGGCCUACCGCUCUCGCAUCUCGGAACGCAACCGUCGUUUCGUCGAGGUUUAUAGUAUGUCUCCAGAAGAAGGCGAUUUGGAAGACGACGAAGACAUUAGCGAUCUCCGUCUCGAGGCCAUGCAUCCCAUUUUCGACGUGAGUCUUUCCUCGUUCGUCUCCACGCCGCGUGAGAUCCUCACGCGCUGGGACGAGCUCUGUGUCGUAUACGACCUACAGGGCACGAGCCCCGCUGGCCGGAACCCUUCCGAGGAAGAUGUAGCUCUCAACGAGGCUUGGGUUUCCCUCCUGGAGGAAUAUCUGAAGAAGAGGUGCAAAGAGGAUGUUAGAGAGACUUUGAGGUUUCCUGAGGAGUUUUGUGAUUUAGCGAGAUAUGUGGAUAACCUCGCUGGCCCGGGGUUGACGGAGGUCAAGUCGAGGUACCAGGCCGGCUUUUUAGUUGGACGGUAUUCUGAUUCUCCGGCCCUAGCUGAGCAGGGCGCUGCUGAGAUGGUCAAGACGCCUGAGUGGUUUAGUGAGUAUAUAGAUUGCAGGUGGGAGUGUGCUGCUGGAUGGGAUGCGGGGUGUGGGAUUAGUCCCUCGUUCUAUGUCGUCUACUGUCGGAGGAGAAUCUAUAAUGUGCCCCAGCUCUUCGGGACCGUCCUCCCCCGGAAUGCAAUGCCUGGUUAUCCGGAAUAG
Molecule: messenger RNA, 714 nt
Organism: Colletotrichum phormii
Lineage: Eukaryota; Fungi; Ascomycota; Sordariomycetes; Glomerellales; Glomerellaceae
Exons: 2
Coding region: 1-714 (237 amino acids)
Source: RefSeq, a predicted model, not a curated record